This is a messenger RNA of Poecilia latipinna (sailfin molly), 1916 nucleotides long. Its product is annotated as ataxin-2 homolog. The record is from RefSeq and is a predicted model, not a curated record. Lineage: Eukaryota; Metazoa; Chordata; Actinopteri; Cyprinodontiformes; Poeciliidae. The transcript is spliced from 3 exons. Bases 1 to 1887 code for a protein of 628 amino acids.
AUGCUUCAACAAGGACAAGCUGAAGAAUCCCAACAGGAGAAGCAGGAGAUUGAACUGAAAAAGAGCACAGAGCCAACUCGCCAACAACCCACCGAAGGGCAGUUUGCAACAGAACGUCCACAGGAGUCUGCUGGUGCAUCUCAGCCUUCAGUAACAACCCCAGAGCUCCAACAGGGUCAAGCUGAAGAAUCCCAACAGGAAAAGCAGGAGAAUGAAUUGAAAAAGAGCACAGAGCCAACUCGCCAACAACCCACCGAAGGGCAGUUUGCAGCAGAGCAUCAACAGGAGUCUGCUGGUGCAUCUCAGCUUUCAGUAACAACCCCUGAGCUCCAACAGGGUAAAGCUGAAGAAUCCCAAAAGGCAAAACAGAAGAUCCAAUUGAAAAAGAGCACAGAGCUAACCCACCGACAACCUACCAAAGAGCAGUUUGCUGCAGAUCAUCCACAGCAAUCUGCCCGUGCGUCCCGACCCCCUGUAACCACUCCCAUGGACCGAAAGCAGAAACUGGAGAUCCAAUUGAAAAAGAGCACAGAGCCAACCUACCAACAACCUACUGAAGGGCAGUUUGCUGCAGAUCAUCCAGGGCAACCUCCCAAUCCAUUAGAAUCUUUAACAGUCAAACCCAUUAACCCAAAGCCUCGACCAUGUUCGACACAGGAGUUCAAAUUGAUGAAGAGAACAGAGCCAACCCAACAACAACUUAUCACAGAGCAGUUUGCUGCAGAGCAUCCACAGGCUUUUACCCAUGCAUCCCAACCUUCCACCCCCAUGCUCCAAAAGGGUCAAUCUGAAGCAUUCUUAAGGGUGGGGCAGGAGAUCAAAUUGAAAAAGAGCACAGAGCCAACCCACCAAAGGUCAAGUUUAUAUGGAGAAUCCACAGGAGCCUCCCCAUAUGCAGAAGUCACCUCAUACGCAGGAGCUUCCCCAUAUGCAGGAGUUUCCCCAUAUACAGGAGACUCCCCAUCCACAGAUGAUUCCUCACAUACAGGAGCUCCCCCUUACACAGGAGCCCCCCCAUACACAGGGUCAGUCCCUUAUACAGGAGCUCCCCCUUAUACAGGAGCUCCACCAUAUACAGGAGCUGCCCCACAUCCAGGAACUGCCCCAUACCCAGGAACUGCCCCAUAUACAGGAGCCCCCCCAUACACAGGAGUCCCAGGAGCCCCCCCAUAUACCGGAGCUCUCAAAGCUACAGGAGUCUCUUUGUUACAAUUCACCGAAGGGCAAUAUGCUACAAAGUAUCCACAGAAGCCUCCCUGUGCAUCCCGACCUACAAUAACCAUGUCCAUGCUCCAAUGGGGCCCAGCUUACACCACCCUUAGGGAGCUAAGAGUGGUUAAGGAUCUGAGGGUGGCACAGAAGAGUCAAUUGAAAGACAGCAAAGAACCAAUCCACCCAAAGUCAAUUUUCUGGACAGCAUACAGAGGAACCUCCCCAUUCAAACUUCCCAAAGUGCAGUAUGCUGCAGAGCAUCCACAGCAGCCUCCCCAUGUCAAUUUACAAAAGGAUGGUUUGCUGCAGAGUAUCCCCAGGAGUCUCCCCGUGCCAACCCAUCGAAAGGCUGUUUGUGGCACUGAAACAGGAACUUUUCCGUGCCAACCCACAGAAGUGCAGUUUGCUAAGGAGCAACCACAGGAACCUACUCGUGCAUCACAACAUUCAAAAACAAUGCUGCGACGGGGUCGAGCUGAACCAUCCCUAAGGGUAGUGCAGGAGGUCCAAUUGAAAAACAGCACAGAGCCAGCCCAAUGUUCCUUCAGCCAAGUGGUCUCUUUGGCUUCUCAACAAAACUUCAUCACCUCACGUAAAUGCGGGAAGACGCAGUAUGGAAAACUGCAGUUUGACUGGAUGAGGGGAUCUGUGAAAUCUCGGCAUUCAUUAAAGUGAAAACUGAUUUGUUUCAAGUAAACAAAGUA